AAACCAUAUCCCUUAUUUUUCCAUUUUGGUCUCGGGGGUUUAAACAAAAACCCUAAAUUUUGCCGUCGCCGAAGAGGAGUAACACAGAAGAUCAUGAAGAGAAGAUUUUCUCACAGAAAAGCUCGCCGUGUCAACUUACUCCCCGAAGGUGACGAUGUUGUUGAUGAGGGGCUUCAGAAGCCAGAUGAUGAGAUGAAUCACUCGCCCGUCGAUGAAGAUCUUCUCGGAAUGGGCAAAUAUUACUGUUUACAUUGCGAUCGUUACUUUGCGGAUGUGACGAUGAGGGAUGAGCAUUUCAGGACAAAUCGACACAAGAAGCGGAAUGUAGAUUCAACUAUGCUGGAUGAAAGCUCAGCGUCUGAUUCCAAUGAAAUUACUGAAGAAGAAGAAGAAAAAGAAGUAGAAGGAGAAGAAGAAAAAGAAGAAGAAGAAGAAGGUGACGACAAAGCUGCUGAGAGGGAUAUUGGUUGUUGCAGUAAAAGAAUAAUGAGAACGUGUGAAAGCUCUCAUCAAGGAAAUAGGAAACUAAUUCAAUCCAAGUUGAAAAAGGCAGGGCGCUCAAUGGCUGCAUGCCUUACUUCUGAUCGAGUAGCUAAAGUGCAAAAUGGGAAAGGUGGCAAGGUGAAGCAAUCAUCAAUCAAAGAUGCCUAUAAAAAAAAAUUAAGAGAUCGAGUGUGUAAGCAAUUAGCAAGGUGGAUGUAUGAUGCUGGAAUAUCAUUUGAUGCUGUCAAUUACGAUAGCUUUCCAAUCAUGAUUGAAGCUAUUGGACAAUAUGGCCCAGGUAUGAAACCACCCACUUAUCAUGAAGUGCGGGAUUCUCUACUCAAGAAAGAGUUGGAGCACACACAAAACUUGAUGAAAGUUCAUGAAGAGGAUUGGGUAAGAAAUGGAUGCUCAAUUAUGGUAGAUGUAGGGAAGGACAAGAGGGAGAGGACUAUCAUUAAUUUUUUAGUAAAUUGCUCUAAGGGAACCAUGUUUAUUGAAUCCAUAGAUGCUUCUUCCUAUAUAGAGCAUGAUGUAAAAAUGUUUCAAUUGCUUGAUAGAUUUGUAAAGCAUAUUGGUGUAGCCAAUGUGGUCCAAGUUAUCACAGACACUGCCUCAAGUAACAUAGUAGCGGGAAGAAUCUUGGAAGCAGUGUACCCACACUUAUUUUGGUCUCCAUGUGCCGCUUAUUCUUUAGACUUAAUGUUGGAAGACAUUGCAAAGUUGCCAAAUAUUACGAGAACAAUAAGACGAGCAAUGGUGUUAAAUGGUUAUAUUUACAAUCGUGCGGGUGUACUGGACAUGAUGAGGCAUUUCACUGGACGAAAGGAGUUGUUUAGGCCUGCAAAAACCCGGUUUACUACUGCCUUUGUCACAUUAUCAAGCAUUCAUCGUCAAAAGGAUAACUUGAGAAAGAUGUUUACUUCAGAAGAUUGGACCACUAGUAAAUGGGCAAAAGAGAAGCAGGGUAAAAGGGCAGCUCAAAUUGUUUUGAUGCCUUCAUUUUGGAAUAACAUAUCCUAUAGUGUUAAGGUGUCAAAUCCUCUUCUUGGUGUACUUAGAAUAGUUGAAGGUGAAAAGAAGCCUCCUAUGGGAUUUAUUUACGACGCUAUGAAAAGGGCCAAAGAAACUAUUGCUACUGCUUCCAGAGGGAAUGAAGGAAAGUACAAGGACAUUUUUGAAAUUAUCAAUAGGAGGUGGGAAAUUCAACUCCAUCGUCCUUUGCAUGUAGCUGGAUAUAUUUUGAACCCUGAAUUCUUUUAUGCAAAUCGAAGUAUUCAGCGGGAUAAAGAGGCUCUGAUGUGUUUGUAUAAAUGCAUAGAAAGAUUGGUCCCAAGUGUUGACGUGCAAGACAAAAUUUCUGAAGAGUUGAUUUUAUAUACGAACGCUGAGGGUCUUUUUGGGACAAGUAUGGCUAUUAGACAGAGAUGUACAAGGGCACCAGCUAAAUGGUGGGAUUCAUAUGGUUCUUUAACUCCGCAUUUGCAAAAGUUUGCAUUAAAAGUUCUUAGCCUCACUUGUAGUGCAUCUGGCUGUGAAAGAUAUUGGAGUACAUUUGAACAUCUUCAUAACAAGAAGAGAAACAUGGUAGCUCAGAGUCGUUUAAAUGAUCUGGUGUUCAUCAAGUAUAAUAGAGCAUUGAGAUGUCGAUAUAAUAUGCGUGACAGCAUUGAUCCUAUCUCCGUAAAAGACAUCGAUGAUAGCAAUGAGUGGUUGAUUGAAAGGAUUCAUGGUGAUUCACAUAGAAAUGAGGAAGAGGCAAAAUCGGAGGAGACAGAUGAGGAAGAAGAGGAAGAUCCUGAAGGUUAUGAAUCUUACAGUUACAAUGAGGGGGAAGAGGCAAAUUGGGGAAAGGAGACAGAAGAGGAAGAUCCCGAGGGUUAUAAAUCUAAUAAUGAGGUGGAAGAUGAUGAUGUUAUGUCCGAUGAAGAGGAUAGUUUUUGGGUCUAGUAGGUCAUCAUGCGUGUAAAGCAAAUGAUGGUGCCUGCACUACAUACCUAACUCGAUGCCGACCUAGCUUCUGUGAUGGGAAUGCCACAUAAUGGUCCAAAGCCAAUGUCGAUGUGAGCUCAAUGGAUGAUUGUCUUAUGUGUUGGUAGCUUGAGGAUUGCUCUCUUGGUGCUGGAAGAUUUUGUUUUGAAUUUGUAAUGUAAGAAUGAUCUUUCCUGUCACAGUUACUUUUAUGAAAUUAUGAUAAAAUGAUCUAUCUUGUCACAGUUACUUUUUAUGUCGGCAAAGCUACUACUAAAAAUUAAUCAAUAUUCUGGUUGGUUUGCUCA
Messenger RNA from Cornus florida, 2762 nucleotides. RefSeq lists its product as uncharacterized. The transcript is spliced from 8 exons. The record is from RefSeq and is a predicted model, not a curated record. The coding region runs from base 94 to 2433 and encodes 779 amino acids. Gene Ontology annotation, molecular function: nucleic acid binding; protein dimerization activity; zinc ion binding. NCBI's taxonomy places the organism in Eukaryota, Viridiplantae, Streptophyta, Magnoliopsida, Cornales, Cornaceae.